Molecule: messenger RNA, 717 nt
Organism: Tarenaya hassleriana
Lineage: Eukaryota; Viridiplantae; Streptophyta; Magnoliopsida; Brassicales; Cleomaceae
Product: protein ARABIDOPSIS THALIANA ANTHER 7
Exons: 3
Coding region: 117-506 (129 amino acids)
Biological process (GO): lipid transport
Cellular component (GO): membrane
Molecular function (GO): lipid binding
Source: RefSeq, a predicted model, not a curated record
AAACUAAACAGAUAUCAUAAUGAGGGAUCCACCUAUAUAAUUAAUUAUCAUUAAGAGACGGAUUAUGCCUCAUUAAUCAAAACCCUAAUAUUUCUUCUUCUUCUGCUUAAGACGGCAUGCCUCGUACGAUCAUCACUUGGCUCGUGGCGAUGGCAACAAUGGUGUCGGCAUCCAAUCAGGUGGAAAUGAAUUAUUUGUGUGAGGAAGUGUUUGAAAACUUCGCACCGUGCAUGGGUUUCGUAGAGGGAAUAUUCCGGCGACCGUCGCCGGAGUGUUGCGGAGGAGUAAAGCGCCUGAACAAGCUCGCCAAGGCCACGGAAGUCGGGGAAAAGGGGAAUAACGUGGAGAGAGUGUGUGAAUGCAUAGAGAUAAUGGGGAGAGCUCAGCAUCUGCCGUUCCUCGGGAGCUCCAUCUCAGACCUUCCCUCCAUGUGCUCUCUUCAUCUUAGCUUCCCCGUUUCCGUCGCCAUGGACUGCUCUCGAUUUAGAAAUAAAAAAUAUUAUUGAGGUUGGUGACCAAAUCAGCAUAAAAGGCCAACGAAGGGUUGGUUUACAAAAGACAUUCCGGUCAAUUUGUCCUUCUACAAGCAUAUAUAAUAUAUAUUUAAAUGGGUGCAUUCAUCAACCCUAAAUUACAUCGAUCGAUAUCGAUUGCCCCGAGUGUUGUGUGCCUCUUACUAAAAAUAAAAUGAAUGAUAUGUGCAUGAUUAUAUUGGUG